This is a messenger RNA of Colletotrichum phormii, 1914 nucleotides long. Its product is annotated as DWNN domain-containing protein. Gene Ontology annotation, cellular component: nucleus. Bases 1 to 1914 code for a protein of 637 amino acids. NCBI's taxonomy places the organism in Eukaryota, Fungi, Ascomycota, Sordariomycetes, Glomerellales, Glomerellaceae. Gene Ontology annotation, biological process: ubiquitin-dependent protein catabolic process; protein ubiquitination. Gene Ontology annotation, molecular function: zinc ion binding; nucleic acid binding; ubiquitin protein ligase activity. The record is from RefSeq and is a predicted model, not a curated record. The transcript has 3 exons.
AUGGCGUCCUCCGUGUUCUUCAAGUUCAAGUCUCAAAAGGAGCCGACGCGAGUUGAGUUCGAUGGCACUGGCAUUUCCGUCUUCGAGCUGAAGCGCGACAUCAUCCUAAAGAGCGGUUUGGGCGAUGGCACCGACUUCGACCUCGCCAUCUACUCAGAGGAUGGUAGUGAAGAGUACGAUGAUGAUACGACGAUUAUCCCCCGAUCUACGACUGUAGUUGCCCGUCGCCUUCCAGCCGCCAAGCCUGGUGCAGGCCGAGGCGCCCGAUAUGUCUCUGGCAAGAUGCCCGUUGCUGCGAAGAAUUCCUCUCGCAAGGAACAAACGACCAAAUUGGCCACGGCCAAGGCCGCAUCCAACGCCAUCAGCCAAAUGAACAACGCUAUGACAGAAGAAGAGAAGAUGGCAGCCAUGUUCCAGGCUCAAACCGAGUCCUGGUCAGCUCAACAGGAGGAAAUGUCAAACCAAACCCCUGUUUUCAAGCCAGGCUCCAAGAAACCUGCAAACGUGCCUGACCAUGAUCCUCCCAAUGGUUACAUUUGCUACCGUUGCGGAGAGAAAGGUCACUGGAUUCAGUUAUGCCCAACAAACGAUGAUCCAGAGUUUGACAAUCGUCCACGUGUGAAGCGUACGACCGGCAUCCCGCGGUCGUUUUUACGCACAGUCGAUAAGUCGGUUGCCCUCGCCCAGAGUGGUGAUGACGAAACCAAGAGACCGUCGGGCAUUAUGGUCAACGCUGAGGGAGAAUUCGUGAUCGCUGAGCCUGACAAGGCUUCAUGGGAACAAUUCCAGGCGAAGGCCAAGUCUUCAGCGUCCGCUGCCAAGGCAAUUGCUAUGGGAGACAAGGAGUUGCAGGAGCAGGGACUCGAGUGCCCUAUCGACAAGAAGAUGUUCAUAGACCCAAUGAAGACCCCGUGCUGCCAGAAGACGUAUUGCAAUGAUUGCAUAACCAAUGCUCUCAUCGAAUCGGACUUCGUCUGCCCCAACUGCUCUACGGAAGGUGUCUUGAUUGACGACCUAAAGGCCGAUGAGGAAGCUGCAGACAAGAUGAAGGAAUUCCUCAAGGAGAAGAACGAAGCGAAGAGCCCGACAGCAGCCUCGCCGCCGCCGGCCUCGUCACCCAAGGAUAGCGCAGAGACAAAGGUAGAGUCUGCCAACGGAAACGCAAAAUCGCCCACAUCACAGAAGUCGCCUACAGCCACGACAGCGGCUCCUGCUUCAGCGCCAUCAGGCCCGAAAGCUGAUGGCACGCCAAAGUCAGCAUCAGCAACUCCCGCCACCGCUCCGUCAGGACCCGCCGCUGAGCGUGCUUCGUCCGUCGAGUCCAACUCCAAGAAGCGUCCCGCUGAUGAGUUGAUGGAGAACCCCAAGAUCCCCAAGGCUCCGAAGGCGAUGCAGAAACAACAAGAGCAACAGCAGGCGAUGAUGAACGGCAUGAACGGUAUGGGCAACAUGCCUAUGAACCCGAUGAUGGGUUUCGGCGGCAUGAACAUGAUGAACGGUUUCAUGGGAAUGCCAAAUAUGCCAAACAUGCCCAAUAUGCCAAACAUGGGUAACAUGGGCAACAUGAACAUGGGAAUGCCAAUGAUGGGCAUGAUGAACCCUAUGAUGGGUAUGCCUGGCUUCAACCCUAUGAACGGCGGCGGCUUCCCUGAUAUGGGUGGCAACAACAACAUGUACGGCAACAACAAUUUCGGCGGCGGCAACAUGAACGGUAUGAACCAGAUGAAUGGCAUGAACGGCGGUAUGAACGGCGGUAUGAAUGGAGGCGGCAUGGGCGGCUAUAACCAGCAGCAGCGCCACAACUUCACACAGCCGAGCAAUGACGAGGACGCGUACUUCCGGAGACCGGUAAAUCCUCAUCGUCACCAGAACCGACAGAAGCGUGUCCGCCCCAGCGACUACAGAGAAUUGUGA